AUGUACGAUCUCGACACGGACACACGAUCUGGAAUGACAGCCAGGGAACGAAGCGUGCAGAUGAUAGUGGAAUAUCUCGGCCGGUAUGGAAUUGACGACCUGCGCAACAACAUCCGACGAGCUCUUGGGCUUCUGGCUUGGGCAGAACAGGAUAGUGUAAAAUGGCGACAGGGCUACCUCGAAAGCUUUGUUCACCUGGCUGGUGUCAUGACGCAGGAAAUUGAGGAUCAUCCAGAUUUCAAGCGACUGUCAGUAGUCACAAGGCGGAACCUUGGGUUGGCUGCCAAGACACUGCAGUUGCGCGUCAUGGAAGCCGAGGAGAAGCUGUCCACAUUUGAUUUUGGUGAUCUUUGGGAGGACAAGUUGAAGACCGCGAACAGCCCAGUCUACCAAAGCUAUCAAUCGUUUCGCCAGUUCCUUAUCGGGCAUUUCACACGCAUCUACGGUAACUGGCCGCCGAACUCCGACAAGACAUGGCUUAAUCGCAAGGUUGUAAAUGCCAUGCAAGAAGACUUUGGUUCGCUGUAUGAUUACUUCGUCGAUAGGGAGGUGAUAUGGAAUCCUCGAGAGGAGCGGGCCUCCCGUAAGUGGGAAAUGGCCCAUAGGAAGAACGACAGCUUCAAGGCAGACCUGCCAGAGCUGGGGAUGACAGAUAUGCUGGUCACCUACGAUGCGAAGAAUGGGUAUGCGCAUAUCCCGCAUCCGUACCCGUUACUUCCGAGAGAAGUGCCAAAGACAAGUAAAGACAAGGAGAAGAAAAGCUUCUUUUCGUCGUUGAAGAAGGACAAACCCAAGGAUGCUACGAAAGACGCGAAGGCACAGCUGCAGCUCUCCAUUAUCUUCAGCGAUGCAACGAACAUUGAGAAGCUAGAUGUCAACUUCAAUGGAUCCACACUUAUCGACAAGUUUGAACAGUUUGAGCUCACCACCGACCUGAAACACAUGUCACCACGCGAAGCCCGUCUCGGACGCUGGGUCCUCCUCUACGGCAUACUACAAGUCCUCUCAACCCUAUCAGUCGAUGUCCAGGGUCUCAGACACACCGACGGCGUCCGCUCCUUCCUCAACACCGAUCUAAAGCGCAUGCCCGAGUGGGUAAGCAACGGCCAGAUCGAGCACCUAGAAGCCCGUCAACAACGAUCCUGGUGCUGGCAGCGCGCCUGGGACCCCAUGCCCGCGCAGUCCGCACCCGUAGAACUCGAGGCCACAUCAACCAACGCGAACGAGCGUACGAACCACCAUGAUCACCAAGAAGCACGACGUGCAGAGAUAUCCGCGCAUAAUUUCCCCAGUCCACCGCCUCAACACGCUCUUCCGCCGCCGCCUCCGACUGCGGUUUCGCAUAAUCUUGACGGCGCAACGUUGAUGCAAAACGACAUUCGUCGGCUCGGCGAGAAGAUUAAUAACCUGUCUCUCUCGCACAACGCAGGCGUGCAUUUCAGGCAAGAAUUCGAACGGCGCCGCGAGAACGAAAAGGUUAUCCAGGAUGAAUUCCACGACCGCAAACCGCGAUUACAAGGCGAGACGUUCGGACCAAGGGCAGCUCGGGAUCAAGUCAACAACAACAACCACAUCACCAACAUCAACAGGAACGACACCUACUCCCCACCCCGCCUAGACUCCCUCGCCCUCCCCCCUCUCCCAAACUCCCACGCCAACACCCGCCCCCGCCCCCGUUCCCGCGACCGCGACCGCACCCACCCCUCCCAACGAAGCACAUCCCGCCUAGACGCCACAUUCCUCCUCACAGACUCCGACUACUCAACCCCCACCCACCACACCAACGACUUCAUCGACCGCCAACAAGCGUCCCUCCUACCACCACCCUUAUCCCUGCACACCAACUCACGCAGCCAUACAGCUAGUUUGACAACAGACAUAGGCCACUAUCCGUUUGGUGCAGUGGCCGGUUCCGCCGGGGUAUAG
Alternaria viburni is the source of this 1926-nucleotide messenger RNA. RefSeq lists its product as uncharacterized. The record is from RefSeq and is a predicted model, not a curated record. Bases 1 to 1926 code for a protein of 641 amino acids. The transcript is spliced from 3 exons. Lineage: Eukaryota; Fungi; Ascomycota; Dothideomycetes; Pleosporales; Pleosporaceae.